GUGGGCACAGGUGGGUGGCACUGCUGGGCACAGGUAGGUGGCACUUCUGGGCACAGGUGGGUGCACUGCUGGGCACAGGGGGCACUGCUGGGCACAGGUGGGUGCACUGCUGGGCACGGGUGGGCGGAGCUAGUGGGCGCACUGCUGGGCACAGGUGGGCAGAACUUGUGGGUGUCACUGCUGGGCACCGAUCAUCAGGGCACUGAUCAUCAGUGCCCUGAUGAUCGGUGCCGAUCCCCGCUCUGACAACUGCCGGUUCUCGGCAGUACUUUCCUCACGAUCUGACAGCGUGAGGAAAGUGCAGCCGAGAACCGGCACUUGCAU
Messenger RNA from Staurois parvus, 324 nucleotides. Lineage: Eukaryota; Metazoa; Chordata; Amphibia; Anura; Ranidae. The record is from the annotation of a GenBank genome assembly.